AUGUGAGAUCCUAAGGCCAUAAGAAAAAUAUUUAAUGGGGCUGGGAAUCACAUUUUUGGCUUGAGAGCUUGAAUUAUAGAAGGCAUCCUAUAUGCGUUUUUAUAUAAGUCAACAAUAGUUCUAUCCCUUUUUCUUAAUAUUUAUUUGAAUUCUGCUGGCUGAGUAUUUUUUAUUGGGACUAAUCUUCAUUACAAAUUCUUAGUAUAA
This is a messenger RNA of Blepharisma stoltei, 207 nucleotides long. Lineage: Eukaryota; Ciliophora; Heterotrichea; Heterotrichida; Blepharismidae. The record is from the annotation of a GenBank genome assembly.